This is a messenger RNA of Pyricularia grisea, 3199 nucleotides long. RefSeq lists its product as uncharacterized. The transcript is spliced from 6 exons. The record is from RefSeq and is a predicted model, not a curated record. Gene Ontology annotation, biological process: sterol metabolic process. Bases 136 to 1692 code for a protein of 518 amino acids. NCBI's taxonomy places the organism in Eukaryota, Fungi, Ascomycota, Sordariomycetes, Magnaporthales, Pyriculariaceae. Gene Ontology annotation, molecular function: oxidoreductase activity, acting on paired donors, with incorporation or reduction of molecular oxygen; iron ion binding; monooxygenase activity.
GUUAGAUGUUGGGGUAUUGUCGUUCUAGUAGACCAGAAAACAAAAUAAACGAAACUAUCCAAACAAGCUCAGAUGAGGAUUGGCUAGUCGCUAGCCAUCAACAGCACAACCAUGGCGAGCUAAGCAGGAACAAACAUGACUGGCGUGGCCGACAACGCCAGCAUUUUGCAUGCCACCGUUUCGAACCUAUCAACAUUCCAAGAAUGGCGCGGAACCGGCAUCUUGGUGCUAAUUUUGAGCUUUUUUGCGCUGUGGCUCAGAAACAUGGCAUCUAGGCCACCGCUCCCCUCGUCGGCGCCGGAGCUGCUCAAAACAUACGAGUGGCCCAUCUUUGGCUCCUGGCGCUUCUUCUUGGACCGGGCCGACUUCUUCACCGAGGCUGCGGCCGCGUCUAAGACUGGCAACUUUAGCUUCUACAUCGGCAAGCUCCAUAUAAUCGGCGUAUCGAAGGAGGAAAGCCGUAAGGCAUUUUUUGAUAGUAAGGGAUUGGACUUGGCAGCUGGAGUCGCGGCAUUUAUCCAAUCUUCUCCAUCCAUUGAGGCAGUCGAUGGCAAGCCCCUCAGCGAGGACCCAGAUUUCAAUGGCUCUUUCAACCGUACCAUGGCGCACCUCCUCAAGGGCCAAAACUUUGGUCGAAACCUCGACGACCUCGUAAGCGACGUGCACGAAGGUCUCGAGUCGGCCAUAAAAGCAGCCGGCGGUACCGGCGAGGGCAUCAUAGACACCUUUGAAGACAUGAACCAGAUCAUCUACCGGAUGACCAUGCGCACGUUCGGCGCAACCGAGAUCGCUAGCGACCCAGCACUUUUGCGCAAGACUCUGAGAUAUUUCGAGAUAACGGAACGCUCAUCGUCCCCCAUCAGGCUAGUGAUCCCCUGGCUACCCACCCUGAACCACCUGCGGAGGAUGGGGGCUGGAGCCAUGUUGUACUGGAACUUUAGCACAAUUGUAAACGAGAGGAAGAAGACGGGCAAGAAGGUUGACGAUGCGUUCCAAUAUCUUAUUGACAAGGGGGAGGAUAUGACAGGUAUCUUGAGGUUUACUCUCAGUGCCCUGUUUGCAGGCCAGAUCAACACGGGCAUCAACACCGCCUGGAUCCUGGUAUACCUCGCCUUGACGCCGAGCUGGUACAUUCGCGUGCAGCAGGAAGUAGACGCCGUGGUCGCCAAGUAUCGCACCUCGCCGUCUCAAGCGCCCGUCGAUGUCAUUCGCAACCUGAACUUGGAGCAGUGGGAGAACGAGCUCGCUUCUGUCCGACUCUGCCUCCGAGAAACAAUCCGUCUGCACUCGACGGGAUCCGUGUUCCGCCGAAACAUCUCCGGGCAAGACGUCUCGCUCGGCUCGUCAGGCGAGAUCGUGCCCAAGGGGUCCUAUGUCGUCUACAGCGUCGAUGAUAUGCACAUGAACAAAGAGCAUUAUCCUGAGCCGGCAAGGUGGGACCCUGCGCGUUACGAGGGAGGCAACGACCCGCCAUACAUGGGAUGGGGUUUGGGGAGACAUCCUUGUCCGGGAAUGCGUUUCGCCAAACUCGAAGUGAUGAUAAUAGUCACCAUGUUUGUGACCAUGUUCGACUUUGGAGUUGUCGAUGAAAAGGGGCGCAAGACCACCGAGGUUCCCGAACGUGCACGGAAUGCAUUUACGGCCGUCAAGCCCGAUGUUCCGGUUCGAUUGGCCUUUAAGACACGACAGUGAUGAUGAUAAUCAUUCAUUAAUAUAAAAUUCAAGAUUGAAUGUUAAAUAAUAGGAAACAAAGGGGGGAAACAAAUUACAUCAAUGCAAUUACGAACGAAUACCAACUCGAUGAAGAAAAAACUCCGAGCAAUCAGAAGAAAGUCACGUAAACCUGGGCAAACUGGGGUAGCUUUCGUCCUAUCAUGGAGAAUCCCUGCCAACGCACGUGCCUUGAUUAUGUGGACCCCAAUUGAACUGGCCACGAAUAUCAACGGUUGAAGCUUCUGCGACAAUAAAGCUCUUUUCUCUAACAACCUUUCUGCUAUAAGCAAUUUGCUCUCCCAGCCCACUCUGCUGCAACAGCAAAUUCCUCCCCGUCCCCUCAACCCAACUCGCCGGCUGCUACAAAAUGGUUUCUCUUAAACUCACUGGUCUUGCCAUGCUGGCCUUCCAGCUCAUGGGCGUCUUUGCCCAAGCUGAGGGCGCAGCCGAGCCUCAGACGCCCGCAGAGCCGCAGCUCAAGCUCGACGUCGCCACAACGUUCCCUGACGCCGACAUUUUUGGCGUCAAGCUCGUCAAUGGUCGCCCAACCAAGGCUGUCAUUGACUUGACCAAUAACGAGGCCGACCCCUUGCGCUUGGCCCUCGUCACCGGCGCGUUGACCAACCCCGAUGGCCUGGCCGAGGGCGCCCCCGUCAGCGACGCCAUCAUCCGCAACCUGACGACCGUCAAGUAUGACGUCGAGAUCCCGGCCGGCGAGAAGCGCUCAGUCACGUACAGCUUUGCCCUCGACAUGCAGCCCCGCGACGUCGUCGUCGAGCUGCUCGCCAUCGUCAUCAACGCCAAGGGCCAGACCUUCCAGGUCCCCGCUCACACUGACAAGGCCAGCAUCGUCGAGCCCCCCACCAGCUUCUUUGACCCCCAGAUCAUCUUCUUGUACCUCGUCCUGAGCGCCGCUUUCGCCGGUACCCUGUACUUUGUCUACAAGACCUGGAUCGAGGCUCUAUUCCCUCAGGCCAAGCGCCCCAGGGCCCAGCCCAAGAAGGUCGUCAAGGUUGAGGCCGCCGAGCCCCUGUCCGGCAACGAGUCUGCCGGCGCCGCCAGCGGUGCCGACUUUGACGCCAAGUGGAUUCCCGACCACCACAUCCACCGCCCUGUCGCCAAGCGCGUCAAGUCGAGCGCCAGCGCCAAGGCCAAGAAGGGCGAAUAAAGAUGCUUUUUUUUUUCUUUUUUUGAGAGAAACAGACUUUUUUUUUCCUCUGCUUCUUUUCGGUCCAACCUUGAUGGUCAUGUCUAUUGUGAUAGAUGACGACGAUGCUGGGAUUGAGAAGCCAGCUUGUAUCGGAUUAAAAUGGGAAACCUGGGAUGGAGAAAAAGAAUCAUGUGUAUGGGACGAUUUUCUUGCAUGAUGGCGAUAUGCUCAUUGAUAUAGAAGCCACCCUUGAUAUGUAUUAUAUAACUUUGCCCAAAAAGGUUUCGGGGCACGCUUGAAGCCUUCGCCCAGACUAAUGCGAAAAUAUUCGAGGCA